This is a messenger RNA of Cavia porcellus (domestic guinea pig), 6172 nucleotides long. RefSeq names its product glutamate rich 5 (gene Erich5). The record is from RefSeq and is a predicted model, not a curated record. NCBI's taxonomy places the organism in Eukaryota, Metazoa, Chordata, Mammalia, Rodentia, Caviidae. Bases 280 to 1344 code for a protein of 354 amino acids. The transcript has 3 exons.
CCUCUCAGCGCUCGCCCUCCGGGAGCCAUCUCCCGUCCCGAUUGGGGAGCCGCUGCGCCUUCCCCGCCCUCCACCUUCUCCCACCUGGACUCUCGGGUCCACCUGUGCCCGCCCUCCCUGCCUCCCCCUACCUACCCCACGCCCGCCUGCGCCUGCGCCCUGAGCCCGGUGGAGUCUGGCCGCCGAGGCAGGGAAGCUUCUGCGGCCUGGGCGCGGUACGCGAGGAUCCAGGCUCCGACGGCGCCCGCUCGGGGUGGGACAGGCGGCUGCGUGCCCACGAUGGGCUGCUCCAGCAGCGCCCUCUGCAAGGCUGGCGACAGCAGCAGGUUCCGCAGCGCAACUUCCAACGCAUGCUUUUCUCCUACAGAAGCCAGCGAGUCCUGCACCGCCCAGCCCAAACCGUGCGGGGCGCGCCGGGACCCCGCUGUCCCCGGCGGCGCGCAGAGGGGGAGCCUCGCCCCGGCGGAGAAGCCCAGGGCGUCGGUGCUGCCCACGGCUAACGGGGUCCGAGCCCGCGGGUCGCAGCCCACAGAGAAGCCCGAGCCUCCGGGGGGACCCGGGGAAUCCGAGCCACCUCAGCCGGGUGGCAAAGACGGUUCCCCGGGAACAGAGGUGACGAAGGGCGCGGAAGCAGCGCCCGAGGUUCAGGCUGGGACGGGAAGUGCGGAGACGGACGCCCCGGGGCCGGCGGGACACAGCCCGCCUCUGGCGACAGCUGCAGCGCUCGGGGCCGCAGAGCCACCGGGGGACGAGGAGCAGCCCCAGCGCCCAGGGACCCCCAGGGGGAGCAGCGCCCCGGAAACCCUGGGAGGAAGUCAGGCGGUGGAGACCGGGGGAGAGCAGCGUCUUCAAGAAGCAACGGGGCAAGAAGAGCAGGCACAGUCUCAGCUCCCAGAAGCAGCUCCCGAGGAGAGGGCACCGCCGGGAGCCCCGGAAGGAAGCCGGUCCCGGGGAGCCGUGCAGGAGGCGCAGCCUGCAGACGCGCUCGGAGAGGGCGCGCAGCCUCGGGCUGCAGAGGGAAUUCCUGCAGAGGGCGCCACGCCCGAGAGGCAGGACGGAAGCCCGCCUGGGCAAACUGCAGGGGGCCAGGACCCAGCCCACACAGCUCCUCAAGGCCCCGGCGCCCCGGAACAGGACCAGCCUGAAGGCACGGUGCAGGGCACGGAGCACCCAGCGGGAACCGCAGAGGUGGACAGGGAAAGCCGCCCCACCGCAGAGGAGCAGCGCGCUGAAGGCAAGGCGAGAGAAAAGGAGGAAACAGAGGUGAAGGAGAAAGUAAGUGAAGAGGCUGAAACCAAAGAAGAAGAAACAGGAGAAGCCGUGGAUGUUUCAGCAGCCACAUAGAUGGGGCGGUGACAGCAGGGCGGACAGACACAGCGUGGUGUGGCGGAGAAGAGAGAAAAUGGUAGUGACGCUGGUGGGGGGGACCUUAUCUGUCUAGAGCUGCAUGGUUUAUUCCGGAAGUGUGGGAAUAGAUUGUUGGGACCAUGUCAUUGAUUGCAUUUUUACAUAAAACUGCUAUGCUGGAAAGUUUUCUUAGCUACUUAAGAUAAUUACACAUUUAAAAUUAUAAUAGCCGGAGCCAAUGAAAACUAGGGUAUAUGACUGCUUAUGAAUGUGAGGGUGACGUUAGUGGUUGUGGCAGUGGAUAUAAAGGACACUAAAAAGAAAGCAUAAACCUACGUAGGUGGCUGGAGAAAGGAGUUAGUGCAGUUUAAAGAAGUUGUAGUAAUAGUUACACAGCAAAAUUAUGAUAGAGCAAGAAUGAAUAACACCAAAAACUGUGGGAUGAGCUACACUUUGUAUUUCUGUCCUCUCCUAGGAAUCAGGGCCGGUAGGAACUUUGGGAAGUAUUUUACCUAAUUACCUCCUUACCUGAAGUCUACCUGCUGCCACAGACCCUGUGCACCAUGGCGUAUUAAGUACGUUAACAGAACGCUUUCCAGGGGAAUGCACACUCUGGUGCUGGCCCACGAUGAAGCUUUUUUCAAUAGUGAAAGGCUCCACAUUGUCCACGUGCCAUUUUGAAUCAGCCGUUCCUUACCUAUGUGUGAUUCAGCUUAUGUUGUUACCUUCCUGGCUAGCAUGAAAAGCACUUUGAGCUCAGUGACCUCCAUGUAUUUCCGAGAUAACAAACAGCAAGAAUUAAGACCUAGCUUUAUUUCUUACGUGGAGUCUUUCCAGGCCCUAUUUGAUUUUUAGAUAACUACUAUUUACUAUUAGAUUUUAGAAGUGGAAAGGAGGUAAGACAUCAAGAUUUUAAAAACAUUUAUAAUUUCAUUCAUGUUAAAAUGAUGUACCACAUGGGCCAGGGAGUUAGCUCAGUGCAUAAGUGCCUGCCUUGCAAGCACAGGGUCGUGAGUUCAAUUCCUGGUUCCCAAAAAAAAGAAAAUAGAAAGAAAGAAAAUGAUGUACCACAAAAGUGAAGAAGACUUCACUUUUCAAGAAGUCUUCCAAAAUUGGCAAGGGUUUUGGCAAAUAACUGAAUAAGUGGUAUCAUAGUUAAUGUGCCCACUGUUAAGUGCCUGGUGUUUGUGAAUAUCACAGUAGAAUUCUAGAAACAUUUGGUUUCUUUAUGGUAUUUGUAAAUACGUGAUUUUAGGUAACUGCCCAAAUGAAUUACCUAGACUCUCUUUUACUAUAGAUUCAACAUUAAAAUGACUUACUAAGAAAAUUUAUAAUUAAUCACAGGAAUAUAGGAUAUAGGAAGAGAACAUAAACUUUUUUGUUUUUAAUAUUGAUUUAUACCUUUGGCUUUAAAGUGUUCUGGUAGACAACAAAAGGAGUUCCUAGAGCUGAGUGUGGUGGUGCACACCUGUAAUCCCAGCACUCACGAAGCUCAGGCAGGGGGAUUGCCUGGAGCCUGAAGCCAGGCUGAGGUCAAGGCCAGCCUGAACUACACAGCAAGACCUUUUCUAAAAUACACACACACACACACACACACACACACACACACACACACACACAGAGAACCAAACCAAAAUCCCAAAUUCCUCCAAACCAAAAGGAAUUCCUUGAGCAGAUGACAUCAUCCUAUUAGCAAAAUAAAAAUAGCUGGAUCAUGAUUUCCUGAAAACAAGCACUGUGUUUUCUAUGUCUUUAAUUUAAACAACUAGUGCCUUUAAAGGAACAUGACAGGGAGUCUGAACAUUAGUUGAAUUAAUCACUAGAAAAUAAUAUACUUAAAAUAUGAAUAUGUUAUACUGACCCCAUCCUAUCUGGGAAACUGAAAAAAGUUCACUUUUACGUCAAGACUGCUCAAACUCAGUGAUUUUAUGUUUGGUGUAAUUAAGAAUAAUAGCAGUAUUUCUAGGUCAGAAUCAAGAACUGAUAUAACUUACUUUUUGAGGUACUUUUCUUUCUUGCUGUCUUUCCUUCUUUCUUUCUGUCUUUCUGAAUUCCUUCCUCCCUUCCUCCCUUCCUUCCUUCCUUCCUUCCUUCCUUCCUUCCUUCCUUCCUUCCUGGCAGUGCUGGGGAGUGCACGGAGGACCUUGCACAUACUAGGCAAGUGCUCUACCACUAAGCUAUUUUCUCAGCCCUGAGAUAAAUAUUUUUUUCAACCCAAAGGUUUUUCCCUGACCAGAAGGAGUUUUUAUACAAGAGUCUUAGAAAACAUCAAGGCAGAUAAGUAUGUGACUGGUGAAUGUAUUAAUUAGUUUGAUUUAAUACUUUCAGAAUGCAUAUAAACAUCAAUACAUCAUAUUGUGCUUCAGAAAUAUCUAAGUUUUUGGUCAAUUAAAAAUAAAACAAAAUUUGAAAAAGAUACAUUAGGGCUUUGUAUAAAAUAUGGUCACCCUCUUAAGUGAUAUUGUCCUUUAUACCAAGCACCGAAAUAGGAUUAAUUUAAUGAAGAGGCAUAAAGACCAGGCUAUCAUGAGUGAUUUAUCUUUUAAAAAAAAUAAUCUCUGACAUAUGUUAAAGAGACCUAUUUGGAACUCAUUCUUGAACUCUUUUUCAAAAAAGCAUUUUCUGUUUCCAAUAUGAAACGUCUCCAGGGCACGGUGGCACACACUCGUAGUCUCCGCGUAUGGCAGGCUGAGGAAGGAGGAUUUCCAGGAGAAGCCAGCCUGGGCUACAGAGUGAAUUCAAGGCCAGCCUGAACUGUACAGUGAGACCUUAUCUCAAAACCAGACCAAACCAAACCAAACCAGACCAAACCAGUGGUCAGGUGGUACAUGUCUGUAAUCCCAGCACUUGGGAGCCUGAGGCAGGAGGAUCACUGCAAGGCUGAGGCCAGCCUAGGGUAUCUAAUGAGUUCAAGGCCAUUUGAACUACAUAGUGAGACUGUGUCUCAAAAAACCAAAAGAACCCCAAAAAACCAAAAACAGCGAAACAACAACAAAAAAACUCAACCCAAACAAACCAAACAUUUUCAAAUCAUUAAUCUCGUUAUUUCUCAUUAGUGACAGAAAUCUCAAAAACCUGGAAAUGCAUAUACAUUUUGGUACUUUCUAUACUGUAUUUAUCCUUUUAUGUGGCUACUAAGAUAUUUACAGGACUUAAAAAAUUAUUUUACAUAAAGUAUGGAUGGUUACUUUGUAGUCCAGUUUAGGUCUGAUUGAGAUAAUGACUGUUUUCUGUACCUGAUUAGAAGGGAACUGGUGAACCAGUGAUGGCCUAACUCGCACUCCUGUGGGGAAUGGACAUUCUGCCAGUUGCAAAUCUAGGAAAUGCCCAGUUUAGACCCCUGGAAGUGUCCUCUCCCAAGUGACCCACAGUGUAGAAGUUUGGGGUUGCCCUGUGAUUUUACUGCUUUUUUCCUUUAGAUUUUGGAGUCAGGUCUCCUAGGGAGGCUCACAACUUUUGAGCAAACAUCCAAUUCACCUUUAAAGGAGAUUUUGUUUCAAACUUGGCUUUGAAUUAAGAAUUGGAAAAAGGAAAAUGUUUUCUAUACAUUUCUUAUCAGGGAACCACAGAUGGUCAUGUUAUCUACCAGAACACUAGUGUUUACACUUGUGUUCUUCUGGCCCAUUGUGUACUUGGAUGGGGAUCACCAGCCCCUCAUGUUAUAAACAUUGCUGGUACGCUGGGCUCCUCACCAGGAAGUCACAGCCCAGAGGUAACCUUUCCAUCCAUCACCACACCCGUCAGUUCAGUGCCAGAACAAGUUAGUAGAUUUCAGCUAGCAAAGAAUCAGCAUGGAUUACUUUCAGGUUUCUUGGAUGUCAGUCGUUUAAAAAGUAUUUUUUAAGGUGCUAAAGACUGAAUGCAAGCCCUUCAGGCUGAGCUACAUCUCCAGGCUUUUUAUUUUUAUUUUGAGACAGGAUCUUGGUAAGUAGAGUUAAAUAGAGACUUUCCAAGAUACAAAGAUGCUUAAGCUGGGUUUGAACUUGGUGGUCCUGCCUCAGGAAAAAACCUUUUUCUUUGGUAAAAAUGAUACCGUUUUUGUCGAGGUCCUUGCAGGAGACACAGAAAGUGGUUACUUAGAUAAUAACUACAAGGAAAGAUUUAUUAAAAUAAUUCUUUUUUUUUCUUAGUAACAAAUGAAUGCAGUUCAUCACAGAAACUUCAGAAAAUACAAAUUUAAAAGAUGGAAUCCUAAUGCAAUUAAAAACAUCACUGUUAGCACGUUGACGUAUACGAGGGUUGUAUUUUCAGCUGCAAAACUUGUAAUAACUUAGCCAAACCAGAAGGAUUAGGGGAAUGCUAAGUCUUUGGAGGGCCUGAGCACAGCACUUCUGGGCAUCCCUCAUUGGAGAUAACAUGUCAGACAGCAGGGUCCAGCAUCCUGGCUGGAUUUGUGAAUGCUGGUUAGUGUCACAGCAGAAGCAACCGUGCCUUCUGUAUUAGCACGUAGCUGAUUAUGAUUCAUCACUUGUUAUAGAGGGACACUUCACUUAAGAAUGAUUUUUUAAAAAUAAUUUACUAUAGCUGAACAAAUGGUAGAAGUGAGAGAAGAGUGUAAGCCUUUCUGAAGGCAGGAAAGGUAGCUUAGAGGUCAUUUUGUCAGCUGGGCCACAUACAAACUUGGCAUUCUGGGAAUAUUUGUAGCUGACAAAUGUUCUCUAUUCUCAUAUGUAUAAUCAUGGUAGUUUCCUUAUUUACUAAAUAUAAUUGGCUAUAGAAGGAAUUAUGGCCAAAGUUUUUAUAAAAUCGUUUUCUACUAUUGAUUCAACAUUUGUAAUUUUGAUUGAUAAAUAUUAUUAGAACUAAUAAAGUGUUUGAAGGCUCA